AUGACAACUACUACUACUACAGACGUCGAUGUCCUGAAUGAAUGGGUGCAAAAGAUCCACUUUGAAAACCGAGUAGACCUGAACCUUCAAGUGCCUACAGCUGGCGAGUCAAUGAAGAUUGAGAUUGAUGGUAUUCCCUCCAAAGUGGAUGCCAAGACACCAUCAUUUUCUUUGGAUGAUCUCUCUCCUUUACAACAACAGCAGCAGCAGCAGCAGCAGCAGCAACAACAACCUGCCGAUCCCUAUUUGAGCGCCAUUUUGUCAUCCCCCGCCACCAAAAAGCCAGCAUCGGGUUGUACUGCCACGGAUGAUUGCACUUGCUACAAAUGUCAACGCCAAAGACGACGAGGUGCUGCUAUCAAUAACAUCAAACAACAACAUGAUCCAACAGCACAAAAGAGCGCCACUAUCGGUCCAAUCCGUUCAUCCACUGCUAUGGGCAUUGCCAAACAAUCAUCAUCGUCAUCAUCACCACCAGCAUCAGCAGCUACUAAAAGAUCCAGCAGCUUACGCAGUAAGAAUUCAAUCACCAAGCGAAAGGUUCCAACCCAGGAGGCGUAUGAGAAACAUCUACCUCGACCUUCCUAUUCACCUGAGGAUAGCAUCUACCGUGUACCAAGCAUCAAAUCAGGACAAGGAAGAUAUCAUCAACGACAACAACAGCAGCAUCAGCAAUAUCAACAUGAUGAAAAGACAGAGCAUGAUUACAAGAUUUCAUGGAAGGAUGAUUCUACAGGAGACGACCUACUCGAUUCCAUAAAGACUUUUCAAGAUAUCUUUGCAGCACAACCCGAGGAUAAGUCAACGGGUCUUUCAGAUCUCUUGGAAACCCGUGCCCAUCAGCUCAAGCAAGAACGUUCGAUGCAACAACUAGCUCCACGCAACAAUGAAAAUGAUCCUCCACCAGAGCACGUCAUUCGAAAUAGGCACGGAUGCUAUACAAUGAGUUGUCGUAAAGGAGGCCCACAUCGUGCUCUUACACUGUAUCAUACCAUGAAAAUGAAUGAUGCAUCGCAACGUAUGGCGGCGUAUGGUACUGCGUUUGAUCAUUGUAUACGGUCCAAUAGUGGCCUAUCUACCUGGAUCCAGAAAUCUACCCAUCGUGGUCCACCUGCCAUAAUGAAAACUUAUACUCCAAGACAAAGAAAGCCUACAAAGAAAUCAAUUCUUCAGCCAUUAUUAUCCACCAACAAAAAGAACAAGGGUGCAGACGACAUGUGGGCCAAGAUCACCUCUGAAAGUGUAAAAUCCAACAAUACAGCAGCAGCAGCAGCAGCAGCCAUAUACAGCAAUUCUUCGCCCAUCUCCAAUGAGCCCUCAGCUACCACCACUACAACUACUACCACGCCUACCGAUCUUAUUUCUGCUGCCCAUAACCUUUUACCACAUCAGUCACCAACAGCGUUACAUGAUUCAUUGAGUCGAGCCAAUGUCAAUACCACACCUUAUGACCAUAUAGACACACCCAGCCGACCCAUACCCCAUAGCAAGAGUUAUCCAGAGAAAAUGGAAACCGAGAGGCAAAAGGAGACGUGUAGUAUAUCAUCCAUGAGCACGGAUAGUGACAAGAGAUCGAUCAAGUUGUUCUCUUCCCUCAGCAGGAAGUCACUAAGGUCUCGAAGUGGUACAAGUGGAUCGAGCCAAUCUGGUACUGAAACUGGUUUCAAGGGAGGAUACACUACACCAUCCCUUAGCCGGAGCAAUUCGAAAAGGGCAUCUCCAUCACCCAUCAUGAAUGAAUAUCCGUCAACAUCCCAACCCAUAAUGAAUGAACAACCACCAGCAGCAGCUCAGCAGCAGCAACAACAACAACAGCAACCUGUAGCAUACCAAAAAGAGUUGGAUGAUCUUUGUGCCAUCAUGCCAUAUCACGAUCGACAAAUACUAGCCAACUUUCUCGCAGAGGCAGGGGGCGAUUAUCUGAAGGCUCUCGCAUUGUGCAAAAAGGCCGUCGUCGCAGGCAAUUUGUAA
Lichtheimia ornata is the source of this 1971-nucleotide messenger RNA. RefSeq lists its product as uncharacterized. Lineage: Eukaryota; Fungi; Mucoromycota; Mucoromycetes; Mucorales; Lichtheimiaceae. The coding region runs from base 1 to 1971 and encodes 656 amino acids. The transcript is spliced from 8 exons. The record is from RefSeq and is a predicted model, not a curated record.